AUGCCAGUGCUAGGCCGCAAGCUGCAGCUAGCAGCAGCUCUGCUGCUGCUGCUGCUGCUCCUUGGCCCGGGGCCGCAGUCUCCCACCUCCGUGGAGGCCCAAAGCGGACGCACUCGAAGGGCACGCAGCCUCCGCGGCCGCUCCGUGCGGCCUUCUGUCCCCGCAGCAGCAGCAAGGAGUCAGAGCGUGCGGCCGCCAGCAGCAAGGCCGCCGCAGCAGCAGCAGCAGCAGCAGCAGCAGCGGCCCGCCCACCCUCCGCCGCAGCAGCAGGUCCAGCGACAGCCGCAGCAGCCGCACCAGCAGCAGCAGCAGCAGCAGCCACACUGGCAGCAGCAGCACCCGCAGCAGCAGCAGCCACACGGGCAGCAGCAGCACCCGCAGCAGCAGCAGCCACACGGGCAGCAGCAGCACCCGCAGCAGCAGCAGCCACUCGGGCAGCAGCAGCAGCCGCAGCAGCAGCAGCCACACGGGCAGCAGCAGCAGCCGCAGCAGCAAGGGCAGCAGCAGCAGCCACAGGGACACCAGACGCCGGGACUUACUCCAGCUGCUUCUGGCCCUCCAUCUGCUGCUGCUGCUGCUGCUGCUGAGAAGCAAAUUCAGCCCCCCCCAGCCCCUGCAGCAGCUGCAGCAGGAGCGCCUCAAGCUGCAGCACCUGCAGCAGCGCAGCAGCCCGCAGCAGCAGCUGCUGCUGCUGCUCCCACGCCCUAUGGGUUUUCUUCGGGCCCUGCUGCUGCUGCCCCACAGCCGCCGCCGCCCGCCUAUCCCUACCAAACCUUUCACCCGCAGCAGCAGCAGCAGCAGCAGCAGAAGCAGCAGCAGCAGCUGCUGCAUGAGCAGCAGCCGUACGGGCAGGGCCCUCACUUCGCGGGCCAGGGGCCCCCUGCUGCAGCGUGGGGCCCCCCUGGGGCCCCAAUGAGUGGCGCGGCGCAGCCAGCUGCUGCUGCUGCUCCUGCUGCUGCUGCUCCUGCUGCUGCUGCUCCUGCUGCUGCUGCUGGGCCUUCGCUGACCCGCACAGCUGUCACUUCUGCUGUUGGUGCUGCAGUCGGCAGCAUGGUGGGAACUGCUCUUACGAAUUCGCUGAUGGGCCGUCCUGGAAGCCAGGAGAAGCCUGCUGCUGAGCCUGCUGCUGCUGCUGCUGCUGCAGCAGGCAGCAGCAGCAGCAGCAGCGACGGCGCUGCGGCGGCGCCGGCUGCCGCCAGCAGCAGCAGCAGCAGCAGCGGCAGCACCAGCGGCGGCGACGGCAGCAGCAGCAGCAGCAGCAGCGGCGCCGACGAAGCCGCCGCCACCAACAGCAGCAGCAGCAGCAGCAGCAGCAGCAGCAGCAGCAAGGCCAUUGUGCGGCUGCUGUUUGCAGGUGUGGGGCCGCAGCAGCUCGAAAGCAGCUUCCAGGGCCCCCAGGCCUUCGGGCAAAAAGUGCACGAGGCAGUCGUGCAGGCUUUGGGGGUGGCAGCAGCAAGAGUGGCUCUGGAGGAGGUCUCCGUCAGCAGCAGCAGCAGCAGCAGCAGCAGCAGCAGCAGCAGCAGCAGCAGCAGCAGCGGCGGCGAGCAGCAGGUGGUCACCGUGCGGCUGGCGCUGCUGCCGGACCCGCAGCAGCCAGCAGCAGAACCUACAGCUAGCCAGCUAGCCACGGAGCUGCAGCAGCAGCUGCUGCUGCAGACUAGCCAUUUGGCCAGGCUGCUGUCUGCUGCUUUCCCGCUGCUGCCGCAGGCCACUACUGACACGGGGGCCCCCCUGGGGGCCCCCCUGGGGGCCCCGGGGGCCCCCCUAGAGGGUCAGGGGGCCCCCCUGGAGGGUCAGGGGGCCCCCCUGGAGGGUCAGGGGGCCUUGCUGGAGGGUCAGGGGGGCCCCCAGGGGGGCCCCCCGGGGGGCCCGGGGGGGCCCCCUGAGGGGCCCCCGGCGCUGCGGUCGGGCCGCGCCCCUGCUGCUGCUGCGAGCCCAGCAGCAGCAGCAGCAGCAACAACAGCAGCAGCAACAACAGCAGCAGCAGCAACGGGGGCCCCGCUGAGCUCGGGAGAAGCCACUGCAGCAAGAGAAGUGGGGCUGCACAGCGUGCUGCUGCUGCUGGGGGGAGCCUUUAUUUUGUGGGUUUGA
Molecule: messenger RNA, 2091 nt
Organism: Eimeria necatrix
Lineage: Eukaryota; Apicomplexa; Conoidasida; Eucoccidiorida; Eimeriidae
Exons: 2
Coding region: 1-2091 (696 amino acids)
Source: RefSeq, a predicted model, not a curated record